Molecule: messenger RNA, 1017 nt
Organism: Lachancea thermotolerans CBS 6340
Lineage: Eukaryota; Fungi; Ascomycota; Saccharomycetes; Saccharomycetales; Saccharomycetaceae
Gene: RAV2
Product: Rav2p
Exons: 1
Coding region: 1-1017 (338 amino acids)
Cellular component (GO): RAVE complex
Source: RefSeq, a predicted model, not a curated record
AUGACAGCGGAACUAUACCCAGGGGACUAUUUCGGUGGCAAGCCCGAUAAUGAUAGUGUGCUUUCUGAGCGCAGCUGGCUCAUAAAUGAAAUCAUCAAGCCAGAGUUACCCAACAUUAUCGAUAACGUUGACAAGUGCUUAGAACUUUUGACAAGUGAUGAAAGCUUUAGAAUGCCCAUAAGCAACGGAGUUCCCGCCGAGCCGAACGCAGCGUACGUCAGGGGCGUUCUGACCCGAAAGGGCGCCCUCAUAACAGACUUCCAAGUGAUGAUAAGGUUCAAGCAAUUCAAUCGCGGGAAGCAUUGUCUAUUCAAAAUGGACAGUGAAUUACCUUUCCCAAUAGAGCAGAUUAACACGAUUACACAAAACUUAAAAACAGUUUCGGAGCUGCUGGACUCCUUGCAGCUCUGCGGCGAUGUCGAAAUUUUCACAGCAGAUCUGUCGCACGUAAUGGAGCUUCUUUCAAAAUCGACUAAUUUGCUCCAAUACCCACCCAAAUACCUGUUGUUCCCCUUCAAUGGGAACAUGGUGCUCAAACACAUGUUCAAAUCUUCGGAAACCCCCUUUGAGAGCAGCCAUCACGUCUUGAACAUGGACCUGGUUAUCUUGAACACCGAAGUGUGCAUGGAUUUUCGCAACUUACAAAAGAUCACAACCAAGCCCUGGAGCGACUACGAUGCAGAGUCUGACAAAACGUUCACGGACAAAAUCAGGGACGAGCUGAAGCUCCACAGGGGGAAGCGGCUUUCAGAGGUGCUGCAGGACCAGGGCCUCCACAUAGAAGAGCCAUCGCUUCUGCGAAACAUGCUCCCCUUGAAAAACACACAUAAUGCCACCACCCUUCCCGAGGCACAAGAAAUCUUGGCAAGGUGUGUGACAUUUGAAGCGGGUCUCGUGUCAGAGUGUGAAAAAGUGUCUGUCUCAACGAGCGAUCCUAGCCUAAUUAGCAUCACAUCAAAACUGAAUGGCCUCGAAACUUGCGUCAGUAACUAUUAUUCAAACAUCACGCAGAUAUAG